AUGGAUUAUUUCUUCCAAAAAUAUACAGUCAAUCGAGAAGAUUCCGAAGAGAAUGACCCAAAACAACUAAAAAUCUAUGGCAAAACAAUUAAUCCUAGAUCUGAUAGUUCUCCAUCAAUUGAUGGUUUCGAAGAGCAAGAAGAAAGAAUCCAAAAUUUAUUAGCAUCUCUCAAACAGAGUAUUUCAAAAUUGAAAAAAGAGAUUAUUCUCUGCACUUCUAGGCUUGGAGCUUCAGAAAAUAGAUUAGCAAACCAGAUAUCAAUCAUAAACAUGGAAACUAUUAGAUUACAAAGAAAAAAUGAAAAAAUGUCUUGUAAAAUUGAGAAAAUUUCAGAAAACGUUCCAUACUUGCAUAGUCGUGUCAAGAAGGAAGUUGAGGAAAAAGAAGAUACUAUGGGGUUUAAUUUUUCGCAGACCGAAGAGACUUACGUAGAAGAAGAAUCGUUACUCGAAUCAGUGGUGGAGAAGAAUGCUGAAGAAAAAAAAUAUUUCAAUCUUCAACAAGACUCGAGUAACUGGAAUUUCGAAAAUUGA
Messenger RNA from Ceutorhynchus assimilis (cabbage seed weevil), 534 nucleotides. Lineage: Eukaryota; Metazoa; Arthropoda; Insecta; Coleoptera; Curculionidae. The record is from the annotation of a GenBank genome assembly.